Messenger RNA from Iphiclides podalirius (scarce swallowtail), 1590 nucleotides. The record is from the annotation of a GenBank genome assembly. NCBI's taxonomy places the organism in Eukaryota, Metazoa, Arthropoda, Insecta, Lepidoptera, Papilionidae.
AUGAUCCGAGACGGGCACGUCCUGUCGCCGGCCACCGAUCUAUGGCCGAUGUCGACGAUAGCCAUCGCCGUAAUGUCGAUUAUCGUCACCGCGCUUGCGCAACGGGCUAAUGACUCCUGGCGGGGUGGCGGGCGCUACGUGUGUAGAGGCGGUAAUUGCCUCGGCUUUCGCAGCUGCUGGGCAGAUGGUCGAAAUUCGACGAAGGCCCUCGAGAUACGCGAGCGGCGGGGCAGGGGGAAAUUCGCUUCGGUGCGCAAGAUCCGCCACCUGGUCUCCGGCGAGGAGUACGCCGCCAAGUUCAUACGGAAGCGGAGGCGCGCCGCGGACUCGACGCGCGAGAUCCAACACGAGGUGGCGGUGCUGGCGCUGUGCGGGGGCUGCGAGAGGGUCGUGCGCCUACACGAGGUAUACGAGACGCGAUCCGAGGUCGCGAUAGUCCUCGAGCUGUGCGCCGGCGGCGAGCUUCAGCACUUGCUGGACGCCGAGGAGCGUCUCUCCGAGGGCUCAGCGCGCCGAGCCCUUCGCCACGUGCUGGAAGGGCUCGCCCACCUGCACGCGCGUCGCGUCGCCCAUCUGGACCUGAAGCCGCAGAACCUGCUGCUCAGCUCGCACAACGAGGAGCUGCUCAUCUGCGACUUCGGCAUCAGCCGCGCCAUCCAGCCGGGCGCGCACGUGCGCGAGAUACUCGGCACGCGCGACUACGUAGCGCCCGAGAUCCUGUCAUACGAGCCGCUGUCGCUCGCCGCGGACAUCUGGUCGGUGGGCGUCCUGGCGUACGUGCUCCUCAGCGGCUACUCGCCCUUCGCCGGCGACACGAAGCAGGAGACGUACCUGAACAUCGCUCAGUGCCAGCUCUCGUUCCCGCGGGAGCUCUUCCGCGGCGUCUCGCAGCGCGCCAUACAGUUCAUUAGGGAGACGUUGGUGGUGGACCCCAAGGGUCGUCUUACAGUGGAAGAGUGCCUGGAGCACCCCUGGUUGAAAGACGCAGCGGACCUGCCGCGGGCCAUCGAGGGCGUUGGGUUCGGGGCCGCGCUGGCCAGCGACGACGCCGACUCGGACGACGGCGGCAAUGGCGUCAAUGGCGUCAAUGGAGUCAAUGGCGUCAACGGAGUCAACGGCGUCAACGGAGUCAACGGCGUCAACGGAGUCAACGGCGUCAACGUAGUCAAUGGCGUCAACGGAGUCAAUGGCGUCAACGGAGUUAAUAGUGUUAACGGAGUAAACGGAAUCAACGGCCACACCGUCUUUAAUGGCCACAACGGGACGAACGGAUUACACGACGACAAAGACGAGGCGGACGAGAGCGAGGAGCGCGACAAGCCGCAGAAGCACGCGCACGCGCGCGACACCUCGCCGCCCUUCCCAGACGCACCGUCCACGCCCAAGGUGUCGCGCAAGUCGCGUCCGUCGCCGCCGUCGGUGCUCGCGCUCUGCAAGAAGUUCCAGCCCGACUACGAGAAGCCGGCCACGCUGCCGCACGCGCACGCGCACGCGCACGCGCACGCGCACGCGGGCGGCGAGUGCGCGUGUGCGGGCGCGGGCUGCCUGCGGGUGCGCGCUCGCCCGCCGCCAGACCGCGCCGUGCUCUGC